AUGCAAUCAACUUACUUCCGCCCAGUCGCUUUUACCCAUUUCAAACUCGUCCAAACGCAAUUCCCACCAGUCGACUGCGUCCCACUGUCGAUCCAAGGGUCAUACCAAUACUCCGACAACUACGUCAUGCAAUCGCCAAGACUCAGGUUCGACCAAAGCAACACACACUUCGAACCAGAAAGACUCUAUCUCACCGCUGACAACAUCAGAGCGUCUGAGAUCUUCCAGCUCUCGGAACAGGACAAGAUCAACCACGUCGCCGACUGGAUUCACGCCAGCCCAUCGACCGCAGAGUAUCCCCACCCGUCCACUCUCUAA
Molecule: messenger RNA, 318 nt
Organism: Entamoeba invadens IP1
Lineage: Eukaryota; Evosea; Mastigamoebida; Endamoebidae
Exons: 1
Coding region: 1-318 (105 amino acids)
Source: RefSeq, a predicted model, not a curated record